Syzygium oleosum is the source of this 1030-nucleotide messenger RNA. Its product is annotated as spindle and kinetochore-associated protein 1 homolog. Lineage: Eukaryota; Viridiplantae; Streptophyta; Magnoliopsida; Myrtales; Myrtaceae. Gene Ontology annotation, biological process: chromosome segregation; mitotic cell cycle; regulation of microtubule polymerization or depolymerization. Gene Ontology annotation, cellular component: mitotic spindle; spindle microtubule; outer kinetochore. Gene Ontology annotation, molecular function: microtubule binding. The transcript has 9 exons. Bases 58 to 870 code for a protein of 270 amino acids. The record is from RefSeq and is a predicted model, not a curated record.
GAGAGAGAGAGAGAGAGAGAGAGAGAGAGAGAGAGAGAGAGAGAGAGAGAGAGAGAGAUGGAGGCGAAGCAAGCCGGGGCGUCGCUGGACGCCCUCAUCGCCACCUUCAACACCCGAGUCGCCGAGCUCCAGGAGCUCGUCAUCGCCCGAAACAUGUAUCCGGGGAGCAGCAUCGCCGAUCUGUCGGCGGUCGACACGUCGCUGAAGGCGAUGGAGCUUCAGGUGCAGGCCAUCAAGGACCGGUUGCGCGACGAGACCGAAGCCAUCCCUAAAGCCAAAAAGCUUAUUGAGGCAUCACUAAGGCAGAAGAAGAAGUUGCAGAGUUUAUCCAUCCAUGUUCCAUCUCUCGCGCUGGAGAAAGUGACAAUGUUAAAUGCAGAUACAAGUAGCUGGUGUGGGCUGCAUGAUGCUGGUAACCAACAUCCUGGUGUUGGGAAUAUGAAACUUGAGGAAGAGCCUGUUGCAAUACCCAAGGAGAAAAAGGGACGUGCUCCUCCACCGUUGUGGUAUAUUUCAGCAGAUGAACUGGAUUCACUGGCAUCGUACAUGAGAGGAAGACUCACAUUAGAGAAGGUCAAUGCAGCUAUUAAUGACAUGGCUGCUUAUGCUGAGGCGAAUGCACAACUUAUUCUGGCCCCAAAAAGGAAGGUGGGAGAAAAUCUUUGGGAGAAGGCACUGGAAUUAAGAGACAUCGCAAUGACAGAAGGCAUAAAAGGAAAACAUUUCUUUCUUGAGUCUGACAUAAAAGGACCAAAUCUGAAGCUUGACAACACAGGGAAAGCGAUACUGACUGUUCUUCGGCACCUUGCUCGGAUAAGUGAGAUUAGGAGUGGUCAUAACCGGGUUAUUAUAUUACUGAAGCCUCAUUGAAGGCUACCACAUGACCAACCUGAUGAUCAAUUGCUCGUCUCUGUUCAUCUAAUUUUAGUUACUCACUUCCUCUGUAUGGCGUGAGAUCUCGUUCCUGAAAUUUGUUGCCAUGUACACAGAACAUGAUUGAUGGUCUUUAUCAAGAUAAAUUUUGUUUCUC